AUGACUAUCCCAACACAUCCCCAAUUGGGGUGGAUUGGCAAGUGGCUCGGAAACAUGGGUAGUGCCAUGGCGUCAAAUCUCCAGAAUUAUCUUCACGCACAGGGACAACUGCCAUUGCGGUUCUGGAAUCGCACUGCCUGCAAAGGCGAAGCUCUAACAAGUCUUGGUGGGGUAUAUUGUGACUCCAUCGCGGAUGUGGUCAGGGACAGUGCGAUCAUCUUCAUCUCGACUAGCAACGAUGAAGCACUACAGACCAUCAUUACACAAAUCAUCUCCGCUGGAAAUCUGACUGACAAGAUCAUUGUGGAUACAACGACUGUCCAUCCAGAUACAAGCAAGGCUGUUUCAGCCAAGUUGACACAGGAAAAUGCCUUUCUGGUGUCGGGUCCUGUAUUUGGCUCUGCCCCAAUGGCCGCAGAGCGAAAGAUCCUGAUGGUGGCUGCCGGUUCUCAUUGCCCGAUACACCGAAUAUCCCCCUACAUCAAAGAUGUGAUUGCGCGUGAUAUGCUGGAGGUAGGAGACCGGCCGGAAAAGGCAUCCCUGCUGAAAAUAAUUGGGAACUUCCUUGUAUCCGGUCUGACGGAGAUCAUCGGUGAAGCUCAAGUCCUUGCAGAAAAGAGCGACCUGGGUACUGAGGUAGUCGAGAAGCUGUUAGAAGCCCAGUUUGGACCUCUGCCGACCAUGAUUUCCAAGCGGUUGACCCAGGGCGUAUAUAUGCCGCCCAAGGGCACAUCUCCGUGGUCGAAUCUAGAUCUGGCUCUAAAAGAUGUUGACCACGCCAUUGAAUGUGGCGCUGCGGUAGGGACUCGACUGCCAGUCGGCGAAGUCGUUCUGGACCAUCUCAAACGGGCCAAGGUCUUUUCCCAGGAGCAGGAUCGGCAGAUGGACUCUGCGGCUUCGUACGGUAUCAUUAGAUGCGACGCGGGCCUAGAAUUCGAGAACGAGUUUGUGAAAAAGAGGGAUGCAUAG
This is a messenger RNA of Penicillium robsamsonii, 969 nucleotides long. RefSeq names its product NAD(P)-dependent oxidoreductase. Gene Ontology annotation, molecular function: oxidoreductase activity, acting on the CH-OH group of donors, NAD or NADP as acceptor; NAD binding; NADP binding. Lineage: Eukaryota; Fungi; Ascomycota; Eurotiomycetes; Eurotiales; Aspergillaceae. The record is from RefSeq and is a predicted model, not a curated record. The coding region runs from base 1 to 969 and encodes 322 amino acids. The transcript is spliced from 6 exons.